AUGGAGGACCAGUAUGACUUCUCUCGAUUCCCAGGCUUCCAACCUAACCCAUCAGCCUCGGCAACUAGUGAAUUCGCUCGUCUAGCACGUCAUAUGAAUUGGAGUCCACGCUCGAAGACCUACAAACGCGAGCGUUCCAAUUUCAUGGGAUCCGAGUUCGGUCUCCACUUUGGUACUGAAAGCAAACUUCAGAACUGGCAAGCUCUGUGUCGAGAGCUACAAUUAGAUAUACCAAUGACUUCUAUCACCCAAUGUCGGAAGGCGCUUGCGCGAGUUCAUGUGAAUCUGGUGGACUUGAUCGAUUCGCGCCGCACCGGCACAAUGAUCCAAAAAUUCUCGAGUUUAACGGCAUUGAGGGUAUAUACCAUGGACUCAGGGAAGGUGUUUCCUAAGAAUGCUGCCAAGAAAGAUGGAUUCUUGAAAGAUUUGCUCCGAAGGAUUUGGUGA
This is a messenger RNA of Aspergillus caelatus, 447 nucleotides long. RefSeq lists its product as uncharacterized. The transcript has 2 exons. The coding region runs from base 1 to 447 and encodes 148 amino acids. The record is from RefSeq and is a predicted model, not a curated record. NCBI's taxonomy places the organism in Eukaryota, Fungi, Ascomycota, Eurotiomycetes, Eurotiales, Aspergillaceae.